CUGAGACCAUCGACCGCCUACCGGUGAGAGUUGUGAGAGCAGAGCUGCAAAGAACAAAACUAUGAGAUGAAGAAGGGACGAAAAAGAAAGGAUUUAGCCGCUUAGAUUUUUUGAUCGAAGAAGAUGAAGAGUCAAAAGGGAUGUUUUCUCCCUCUCUAGUCUCGAAGAAGUAAAUAUACUGUGUAGGGACUAUGGUAUAACUAUGUCCCUACCAAUAAAAUUUUCUAAAAAGAUGAGCCCAAGAAAACUGCAAUAAUGGAGAAACAUUGCCUGAAGCGUAGCAAGUUAUCAGUGGGCAACAGAGAGGAAGCUGAACCGGAGGAGGUUUAUCAUGUUACUUCAGGAUAUGAAGACUGCUCGAAAGGAUUGAAAAAGUGGAUAAUGGAAUAUCAUGAAAGGAGACCGGGAUUGAAUAUGUUGAAGCAAAGAAUUGAUGAAUUCAUAAUUGCCUGCGAGGAACAGGAGGAACAGGAGAAAAAACAGAGAGAAGCCCAGGCUGCAGAGGGAGGAUGGACAGUUGUGGUUCACCAUAAAGGCAGGAAGAAGACAACUGAUUCCGAAAGUGGGAUAAGAGUGGGUUCUGUUGCCCAGGCUGCUGUAGUUGAGAAAAUGGCCAAAAAGAAAAGCAAAGAAGUAGGUCUUGAUUUCUACAGAUUUCAGAGAAGGGAAGCCCAGAGGAAUGAGAUUGUGAUGUUGCAAAACAAAUUUCAGCAGGAUAGAAAGCGGAUACAACAACUGAGGGCUGCUAGGAAAUUCCGGCCCUACUAAAUGAUGUAAGCCUUUUGAUGGAAGAUUUAGAAGCCUCCCAGGUGUUUCUCAUGUAUUGUCUAUCAAACGAAACACAGCUUUAAUAUUUCAAGAUAAAUUCUAGAGAAUUUCUUGCUUGCUUAUUGGUGAAUUCUUGAAGAAAUGGAGCAGAUGGAUAAAACUCAGUAAUUGAAUAUA
Messenger RNA from Nelumbo nucifera (sacred lotus), 945 nucleotides. RefSeq lists its product as uncharacterized. Gene Ontology annotation, cellular component: UTP-C complex; CURI complex. Gene Ontology annotation, biological process: rRNA processing; ribosomal small subunit assembly. The record is from RefSeq and is a predicted model, not a curated record. NCBI's taxonomy places the organism in Eukaryota, Viridiplantae, Streptophyta, Magnoliopsida, Proteales, Nelumbonaceae.